Molecule: messenger RNA, 1400 nt
Organism: Andrographis paniculata
Lineage: Eukaryota; Viridiplantae; Streptophyta; Magnoliopsida; Lamiales; Acanthaceae
Product: protein BRASSINAZOLE-RESISTANT 1-like
Exons: 3
Coding region: 192-1106 (304 amino acids)
Biological process (GO): brassinosteroid mediated signaling pathway; DNA-templated transcription
Molecular function (GO): DNA-binding transcription factor activity
Source: RefSeq, a predicted model, not a curated record
CCGGUGCAGAAACUGAACCUGAAACUGAAACACAGCAGCAGGGCCAUGGGAGAGAAAGGAAGGUGAAAGUAAAACAACAACUAUUGGAGCCUCGGACCUCAAGAAGGAUCGUAACCAAUACAAAUACAAAUUCAAAAUUGCAAUAAGCGCUGCUGUCACUCAUUUUUUCUCUGCACAAAGGUGAGUAAACAAUGUGGGAACCUGGCGGCAGCGGCGGAGGAGACGGCGGCGGAGCGGCGCGCCGGAAGCCGUCCUGGAGAGAGAGAGAGAACAACAGGAGGAGAGAGAGGCGGAGACGAGCCAUUGCAGCUAAGAUUUACUCCGGCCUGCGAGCUCAGGGCAAUUACAAUUUGCCUAAACAUUGCGACAACAACGAAGUCCUCAAAGCCGUCUGCGCCGAGGCCGGCUGGGUCGUCGACUCCGACGGCACUACUUAUCGCAAGGGAUGCAAGCCAAUGCCAAUGGAGAUAGUCGGGACAUCGACGAAUAUUUCGACGAACAUUUCAACAAACAUUUCGACGAACAUUACCCCGGGAUCGUCGCGAAAUCCUAGCCCUCCAUCAUCCUACUUCGCCACCCCGAUCCAAUCGAACCACCCGAGCCCGUCCCGUCCCGAUAACCCCAAUCAAUUGCCGCCAAACCCAUUCGCAUUCCUCCUUAACUCAAUCCCGCCUCUCCGAAUAUCGAACAGCGCCCCCGUCACCCCGCCGCUCUCGUCCCCGACGAGACUCCCCCAACAGCCCUUCUUGAACAUCCCUUUCUUUGCUGCCUCCUCCGCCCCUGCAAGCCCGACUCGUUUGCGACGCUUUAAUCCCAUCCCGAUCCCCGAAUGCGACGAGUCAGAUGCGUCCACUGUCGAUUCGAGAAGGUGGAUUAGCUUCCAAACGUACGGGAAUGCGGGAGCUAAUACCGUCCCGACUUCCCCGACGUUCAAUCUUGUGAAGCCAGGCCCUCAAGUGGGUUCGGGUAAGGUCGACGUUAAGGGGAAGGGGGCGGAGAUCGAUUUUGAGAAAAUGGCGGUGAAGGCAUGGGAAGGGGAGAGGAUCCACGAGGUCGGGGUGGAUGAUCUCGAGCUCACACUAGGUAACGGGAAUACCCGCGUUUAGAUUAUUUUUUGGAUCGUAUAUCGAAUCGAAUCUCGAUUAUUCUUGCAUAUGUUGUUAGCUGUCUGGAGAUUGUGUUUGUGUUGGAAUUCUUGGUUUGUUUUGUUGUCUAAAUUCGCAGCAUGAAUCUGUCUCUUGUCCGUUUAGAAUUGUUUGGGGAAAUUGUUAUUGUUGAGAACUUGAAGAAUUGCAUUUAAUUUGUAGAUAGACAUUUUUCUUGAGGUUUCUGGAAAGUGUUGUGUUGUUAUUAUACAUUAGUUUUUAUUUGAUGCUACACUAUUGUUUUUUCUUUUCUUG